Messenger RNA from Aplysia californica (California sea hare), 1840 nucleotides. Its product is annotated as endoglucanase 17-like. Gene Ontology annotation, biological process: carbohydrate metabolic process. The record is from RefSeq and is a predicted model, not a curated record. Gene Ontology annotation, molecular function: hydrolase activity, hydrolyzing O-glycosyl compounds. The transcript has 12 exons. NCBI's taxonomy places the organism in Eukaryota, Metazoa, Mollusca, Gastropoda, Aplysiida, Aplysiidae.
AGGCUGCACGCUCAUUUGACGUGUCUAUGUUCAAGAUAAGGCUGUGUACGUUUUAAACCUUCCUGUGAAGUUAAAUAGUCCCUUGCAGAAAAGGCAAUAUCGCUGUCAUGUCCGGGCUUGUUUAUGUUUCAGAAUGACGUCACUGUGCCUGAUCUCUGUUCUCCUCCUUGUGGGGGCCUCAACUCUGGCUGCUGGAGCCAAGAACUAUCAACUAGCGUUGAGCAAGUCCAUCUUAUUCUAUGAGGCUCAGCGCUCUGGCCCCAUCAAUGAUCACAUUAUCCCAUGGCGUCACUCUUCAGCCAUGCAUGACUGCACAGUUGGUGGCUGGUAUGACGCUGGAGAUCACGUAAAGUUUGGACUUCCCAUGGCAGCAUCUACCCAUCUUUUGUUGUGGGGUCUCUAUGAGUUUAAGGAUGGUUAUACGCAGGCGGGCCAACUGAACCAGAUGUACCACAUGGUUAAGACGCCACUGAACUACUUCAAGGCGGCCUGGAAUGCGAAUGCGCAUAAGCUGACUGCUCAGGUGGGAGACGGCGCUGCUGAUCAUGCGUACUGGGGUCGUCCAGAGGACAUGAAAAUGUCUAGACCAUGCAAGUAUAUCGACAACAACACCCCGGGAAGCGACAUUGCUGGAGAAACAGCAGCUUCUCUGGCUCUUGGAUACCUCGUUUUCAAACAAAAAGACCAGAAAUACGCUAACGGUCUCCUGAGUUCAGCUAAGAGCCUGUAUGCCUUUGCCAAAGCUAAACCUGGAGUGUUCACAGGAUCUGGAGAUUACUACCAGUAAGGCAACUCUGAUGACGGCUAUAAAGACGAGAUGUGCCUUGGGGCCGUGUGGCUGUACCGUGCAACCAAAGAUUCUAAGUAUCUGAAUGAUGCUAAGAGCUUCUAUGAGGCCGGAGUUCCAUGGGCCUUGAGCUGGGCCGAAAAGAAAGCAGCCUGCCAGGAGAAUGUUUUAUUUGCCAAUGCUGCAUUCCUGGCUUUGCUGGCUGCUAAGGAAAACAUCAACCCAACCCCUUUCAGGAAGUUUGCUGUGGAGCAGAUCAACUACAUUCUCGGAGACAACAAAAUCAAGGGUGGAUGCUUCAGCUUCGAGAUCGGUUACGGUUCCAAAUAUCCGCUUAAACCUCACCACAGGGGAGCAUCCUGCCCCACUCACGGACCAUGCAACACCUCGAAUAGAGACAGCCCUGGCAACAGCCCACAAAUUCUCCAAGGUGGGGUCGUAGGGGGUCCUGACCUUCAAAACGGUUACGAAGAUGCAAGGAAUGACCACAAGCACAACGAGGUAGCCACAGACUACAACUCCGGAUUCCAGGGAGCUUUGGCUGGUAUUGUCACCCUGCAAAAACAACACCAAAUGCCAAGCGUACGCACUGACUAUUUGCAAUACUCAAAGGCCACACUGUGCCCUGUUGUGGCCUGUAUCCAGGAGACAAAGUUCACCAUGGCUUCAGCCAUAGACUUAAUAGGUUUUGCUGAGCAUCAUCCAAUUCACAAUGACAACCAGAUUGCUUCCUGUGGAAUCACCCUCUACAUCCACAACAAGACACUCCAUAGACAAAUAUACCUUAAUUUGCAAUACUCAAAGGCCACACUGUGCCCUGUUGUGGCCUGUAUCCAGGAGACAAAGUUCACCAUGGCUUCAGCCAUAGACUUAAUAGGUUUUGCUGAGCAUCAUCCAAUUCACAAUGACAACCAGAUUGCUUCCUGUGGAAUCACCCUCUACAUCCACAACAAGACACUCCAUAGACAAAUAUACCUUAGUAUGACCCUCAAGGCUAUUGUUGUACGGGUCACACUGCACACACCAAUCAAAAACUGCUCCAUUUCUGUUUAG